Molecule: messenger RNA, 2262 nt
Organism: Striga asiatica
Lineage: Eukaryota; Viridiplantae; Streptophyta; Magnoliopsida; Lamiales; Orobanchaceae
Source: the annotation of a GenBank genome assembly
UUUAUCUUGUCUAAGCAUAGCUGCCCACGGGCAGACUGAACCCCAGACCUCCGACACCAUCUCCUCCGCCCCCAUUUUCUAUCUCUGUUCCGCAAAUUAGGGUUUUUGCUUCUCUCAUUCUCUCUUUCCACUCUCCCAAAAAUCGAGCGUCUGAUUGGAGGGAAAAUCUGUGCAGCUUCUUUUCGAUCUGAGCUGAAAAAAGAAGACUAGUGGAGAUGGCAAAGACAAAGCCGGGGAAGAAGGACCUUGAUUCUUACACUAUCAAAGGGACCAACAAAGUUGUCAGACCUGGUGACUGUGUGCUGAUGAGACCGUCUGAUUCAGACAAGCCACCAUAUGUGGCGAGAGUUGAGAAAAUCGAGGCAGAUCACAGGAAUAAUGUGAAAGUAAGAGUCCGCUGGUAUUACCGGCCCGAAGAGUCGAUCGGGGGCCGGAGACAGUUCCAUGGGGCCAAGGAGCUUUUCCUGUCGGACCAUUUUGACGUGCAGAGUGCCCACACCAUUGAGGGAAAAUGUAUCGUGCAUACUUUCAAGAACUACACCAAACUAGAGAAUGUGGGCACAGAGGAUUACUUCUGUAGGUUCGAAUACAAGGCUGCUACCGGGAGCUUCACUCCUGACCGUGUUGCUGUCUAUUGCAAGUGUGAGAUGCCUUAUAACCCGGACGAUCUCAUGGUGCAAUGCGAAGGGUGCAAAGACUGGUUUCAUCCUUCUUGUAUGGGCAUGACAAUUGAGGAAGCCAAGCAAUUGAACCAAUUCUUGUGCUCUGAUUGUUCGUCUGAUGAUGACGCCAAAAGAUCUAUGAACUCAUCUCCAGUAUCAGCAACUGCCGAGGCAAAGAUGAGAAAUGGUGGAUUAUGUCUCUCUCAUGGGUCAUUUGCAGCUCUUCCUCCUCUGCGAAUAAGAAGAAAUUUUUACCCAUUAGCACAACUCACUGCUCCCUCAAGAACUCAAAGGAUAAUGGAGAGUAUAUCAGUAAGUGGGGAAGUUGGAGGUGCUGGUGGGGUUUACUCAUACAAUGCUUUGAAAAGAUUGGAUGGCUUGUGGUCUAGCAUUUGCUCUGCUUCACCAGACGAAUCUGUAGCUGCUUUUAAUCUUUUUAUUCGUUUUGAUGUUACCGGGUUAUCUCAUGUUCAUCAUUCACUAAAUCUGCAGAAUAGAUGUGGAUUUGAAGGGAAGGGUGAAAUUUGGGUUAAUGACAUUCUCAAUCUUGGUAUUUUGCCUGCCAAGCUUAUCGACGUCAUGAGAAACCGCUUGGAUUCCUUAGGUGGUGUCAUAUUCGAGGGUUGCAGUGUAUCUCACAUAUCAAUUUAUGAAGAUGCAGCUGUAGUGCAAUUGGCUGAUGGGAAGAUCUUAUCAUCACGUCUCGUUAUUGAUGCAAUGGGAAAUUUUUCGCCUGUUGUCAGACAAAUCAGAUGUGGGAGAAAACCGGACGGUGUCUGCCUUGUGGUCGGUUCUUGCUGCCGUGGUUUUAAAGAAAAUACUAAAAGCGACGUGAUAUUUAGUAGUGCUUCAGUAAAAAGGGUCGGACAAUCUGUAGCGCAAUAUUUUUGGGAGGCUUUCCCUGCUGGUUCGGGUCCCCUCGACCGAACAACUUACAUGUUCACCUAUCUUUUUCCCGAACCCGAGUGUCCCCUAUUAGAAGAGUUGCUAGAGGACUAUUGGGAGUUAAUGCCUCAAUACCAAUUUGGGGAUUCAAGUGGCAUACAAUCACCAGUUUCUUUCGGCGGCUUUGGGAGCUUGACAAGGCAUCUCGGAAGAUUAUCAGCUGGAAUUUACGAAGCGGUCAACGGUAAUUAUCUGGAUGCCCGAAGCUUGUCACUUUUAAACCCAUACAUGGAUGUGAUUCAGUUUGGUCCACUCGUCAAGACAUUAGGCUUAGUGAUGGUGACUCGGCCGCUAAUUAUACCAUCAAUCUUUAAGCAGGUUGGUCUCCCGGUGCUGGUCGACUGGUCGGGACAUUUUUUGAUGUUGGGUUACUACACGUUCCUUUCCUCGUACAUCGAUCCCCUAAUUAGACCAUUAUUGAGCAGUUUUCCAGACAAGACGAAGUAUAUAUGGAAGCAAAAGCUCAAUGCCUGGAAGUAUGGAGCUGGUCUGGACUAUAAUUUGAACCAUACCGAGUAACACGACAGAAAUUUACACAAUUGUGGAUAUUUGAAACAUAAUACUCCAGAAAUAUUGUUCAAUUUGUUGAACAAGUACUUGGUCAUAAGUUUGAAUUUUGGUUUAAAUGUUGACCAAUUAAAUAAAUUGACUUAUU